AUGUCGGAAUUUCCCCAGCUAUGUUCUGACUGUUUACUACCAGACUCAAAAAACAUCAAGAUGAUUCGUCAGCCAGCUGGCGAAGAGUGCAAACUAUGUACUCGUCCCUUUACCGUAUACAGAUGGCCAGGACCUAAAGGACACAACAGAAUGAAGAAGACCAUCGUUUGUGGCACUUGUCUGAGAGUGAGGAACUGCUGUCAGAGCUGUAUGGUUGAUGUUUACUUCAAGAUUCCUUUGGAGAUCAGAGACGCUGCGUUGAAGAUGGCAGAUAUAGAGAACCCAUACUUGAUGGAACAGAGCCAGAACCGAGAAGUGAAGGCGCUUAUGGCCGAGAAGAAGGAGAAUAAGGGCUUCAAGACUGAGGGGCAACGUGAGAAGGCCCAGGAGAUUUUGAAUACGCUAGCUGAACGUCUUGGGAAACAGAAACCUGCUCCUAUAUCUUCCCCACAUGAACAAGAGACAGCCACUGCUAAGGAUCUCAGUAAGAUUGUUUCAAAACUACCGUUUGGAGCAAAUUUGGAGGUUCCUAAGGAUGAGACGGUCAAAUCGUUCUUUGUUUUUGGCUUUGACCCACAGAUGCCUCAGUAUGUGGUGAAAGACUACUGUGAAAAGGUGGUGGGCGGCUCGGUUUCUGUCAAAAUGGCACACCGUGCCAGAUGUGCAUUUGUUACGUUUGGUUCGAGACAAGAAGCUGAGCAGUUUGGUGAAAAGUUGGGGACUGCCAAAAUCAGCAAGUCAGACAAGACAGCAGCGCUUGUUAUUCUAGAUAAGAAGUACCCUGUACGUUUUUGCUGGGGCUCCCCAAAAUCGCUAGGAACUACAGGGACCGAACAGGGUAAGAUCGGAUCGGUUGUUGUGAAGGUCAUGAAACAGUUAUCUGAGAAGGAUGCUAGUGAUAGACCUAAAAGGAAGAGAAGGAAUGAUAACACUGAAGUCGAAGCUGCGCCAAAGAAGGCUGUCAAGAAGACUUUUAACGCAGAGAGGGAUAUCGAGUUAUAA
Molecule: messenger RNA, 1002 nt
Organism: Candidozyma haemuli
Lineage: Eukaryota; Fungi; Ascomycota; Pichiomycetes; Serinales; Metschnikowiaceae
Exons: 1
Coding region: 1-1002 (333 amino acids)
Cellular component (GO): U2-type catalytic step 1 spliceosome; U2-type catalytic step 2 spliceosome; Prp19 complex
Molecular function (GO): U6 snRNA binding; pre-mRNA binding
Source: RefSeq, a predicted model, not a curated record